AUGCAGCGUCGCAACGUGAGGCAGUUCUUCGUCCUUGGAGGUGAUGGUACGCACAAAGGUGCCAUGCAGGCAUUUACCUCCAUGACUGCCAUCAACCAUGAGUGUGCAGUGGUAGGCGUGCCAAAGACCAUCGACAAUGACAUCACCCUUGUGGAUCAGACCUUUGGAUUCGACACAGCAUGUACUGAGGCACGGAAGGCGAUCGACUCUGCCUAUGUUGAGGCCACCACCAAUGCCAACUGCAUUGGACUGGUGAAGCUCAUGGGCCGUCACUGCGGCUGGAUUGCUGCCCUGGCUUCCAUUGCCGCGCGAAAUGCAGACGUUUGUCUUAUCCCUGAGAUGAGCAUCGACUUGGACAAGUUAAUGGAAUACAUUGUCGAGGUCAUGAAGCGACAAAAGUAUGCUGUAAUUGUUGUGGCUGAAGGUUGUGGAGAUACCAUCAUUAGCAGCGGCAAGAGCACAGAUGCGGGAGGAAACAAAGUUUUGGCUGACGUCGGCCCAUUCUUGAAGGAUGCCAUCGCCAAGCACUUGAAGAAACUCAACAUGCCUUGCAGCAUCAAGUAUAUUGAUCCGACCUACAUGAUCCGGGCUGUGCCGGCCAACGCCUUCGAUAGCAUUUAUUGCUCCGUGUUGGCGCAGAUGGCAGUCCAUGCCGCAUUGGCUGGAUUCACCGGGAUUAGUGUUGGCAAAGUGGACGAGCGAUAUGUGAUGCUUCCCAUCCAUUCCAUCGUGGACAAAGGAGCCAGGAAGGUUGAUCUACAUAGCCGUGUUUUCGAGCGACUCUUAAAUACCACUGGGCAGCCUAGCUUCGCAUGAGCUGCAGCAAAGGUCGGCACCUCAUCCUUGCAGCGAACGAAUGCGCAGGUUACCAAUCCCAUCAAGUUAAUUGGGGACAUUUGCUGGUGAACCUGGUGACAUACAAUAGCCGAGCAGCGGCUGAAGGUGGUUUUGUGUGAUUUAGCUAUGCAUUUUAUAUGUUUGGUGUUGAGAUUUCAAACCAGGUUCCCUCCUGCUUUUGUCAUGUUGGAGUCCGUGGAAGCUGGGUGGCCACUCUUACAAUUAGUUUGUCCACACUUGCCCCAUUUGGUUAUAUACCCCAUUCUGAAUUUCUUUGCUUGAAACCAUUCACAUCCAUUCACAUUCCGAUGUCACUGAGAAGAACCGUGUCAUCGACU
Durusdinium trenchii is the source of this 1175-nucleotide messenger RNA. Lineage: Eukaryota; Dinophyceae; Suessiales; Symbiodiniaceae. The record is from the annotation of a GenBank genome assembly.